CACUCUGUUCAUGCACUUAUUUGUGGCACAAGCUGAUUGUGCUUUAGAAGGUGCUAAAGAAAUCAUCAGAACCGUUUUCAAUGCUGUCCCAGAACUACAUUAUAUAUUUCUUUUCAUUCCAAGCACUGUUUCUUUAGAGCCAUCACUGGAAGCUGUGUUUGAGCCUGUCCUAGAUCCAGAAACAGUGUGUCAAUACACUGCUUUUAUUACUCAUCGCCAUCUGCAUUUCCCAGUACUUCGGGUCCGUAAGGCGAGGUGAGUGAUGAUAUGCACAUUUCUGACAUUAAAAAGG
Molecule: messenger RNA, 292 nt
Organism: Erpetoichthys calabaricus (reedfish)
Lineage: Eukaryota; Metazoa; Chordata; Cladistia; Polypteriformes; Polypteridae
Product: cilia- and flagella-associated protein 61-like
Exons: 3
Coding region: 11-259 (82 amino acids)
Source: RefSeq, a predicted model, not a curated record